Molecule: messenger RNA, 720 nt
Organism: Daphnia pulex (common water flea)
Lineage: Eukaryota; Metazoa; Arthropoda; Branchiopoda; Diplostraca; Daphniidae
Gene: Trs20
Product: trafficking protein particle complex subunit 2-like
Exons: 3
Coding region: 109-531 (140 amino acids)
Biological process (GO): endoplasmic reticulum to Golgi vesicle-mediated transport
Cellular component (GO): nucleus; cytoplasm; TRAPP complex
Source: RefSeq, a predicted model, not a curated record
GUUUGUCGUCUGCGCUUGCUGGUUGACUUACUUGACUUCAUCUCCAUUGACUCCAUAGACAAAUAGACAGUUUGUAUUCAAUACUUCUGUCAAAUACACUUGAAAAUUAUGGCUGGUAAUUACUAUUUUGUUAUUGUUGGUCAUCAUGACAAUCCCUUAUUUGAAAUGGAAUUCAAUCCUGCAAACAAAGAAGCCAAGAAAGAAGAUCACCGACAUCUCAGCCAGUUUAUUGCCCAUGCCGCAUUAGAUUUAGUCGAUGAACAUAUGUGGAAUACCAACGCACUUUAUUUAAAAAUUGUUGACAAAUUCAAUGAAUGGUUUGUUUCAGCAUUUGUUUCUGCUAGCCGAAUAAGAUUUUUAAUGCUUCAUGAUAUCAAGAAUGAAGAUGGAAUCAAAAACUACUUUAUGGAGAUGUAUGAAACUUAUAUAAAGCAUUCAAUGAAUCCAUUUUAUGAAAUCAAUACUCCAAUAAGAUCACCAGCAUUUGAAAAAAAAGCAUUGUUUUAUGGGAGAAAGUUCUUGACUGGUUAAUUAUUUGCUUCUUUAAGUUCUUGUAAAAUGCUAACCAUUUCAGCAGUGAAUCGGUGAAGAGGAAAUCCAACCACAUUAUAAUAAUCUCCAUUGAUUGCCUCAAUCAAACUUCCACCAAGACCUUGUAUUCCAUACGACCCUGCUUUACCCCUAUGUGGAGAUGAAUUAAAUUAAUAUUUUUAUCAACAA